UCUCACUGUAAAAGCUAUAAAUACACCCGUUUCUUAAAGGAAGGAGAACCAUCUUCCUUAAAGAUCCCAUUGCCAAACAUCACUCAAGUUCAACAUUGCACAGUUGGUAUCUGCUGUUGUCCAGAAUGGCUGUAGCACGAAUAAUUGUGGCAGUGCUUUGUUUUCUGUCUGUCUCAAGAGGCCAUGUAGAACAAGGCUCGAAUGACGCGGCUUCCCAUUCUGACAUUAUUCUCGCGCGGCAAAAACGCUUCAUCGACGUACAAACAAUUGGACAGCAUUUGGGGAAGCUCUUGAACACAAAGACCGUGCCCGACUCCGUAUCGGGUGCACUCGGAGCCUUGGACAAAGUCACCCAGCUGUUGACCUGUCUCCCUACAAGGUGCACUGGCAACUGCUGUAGCAGUCCUUCUUACUGUAGCAUCCCCCAACUCCAGUCUAAAGUAAUCCGCAACCCUAGGGCCAAGUUUACCCUGUGUAAGAACCCGUGGAAAGUUCGAAUCGAUCUGGACGCCAAGUUCAAUUUACCCUGGUGGGCUAAAUUGCUAAAGAUCAAAGUAAACCCAAUCAUAAUUCCCAUAGAUAGCAGGGAAAAGGAAGGGGUGAUACAGAUAAAGUCCACCACAACGCUCGCCAAAGCAUCUGUGAUAGGCAUUGGUCUGGGAAAAGCCAAGUUGGAGCUUGAUCUUUUCCUUAGAUACGACUGCACUAAGCCGAGAGAUAACCCAUCCCUUCGCAGAAAAUAUAACACCAUGUAUACAGAUGGCAAACCUGGGCCUGAUGGCAACAAGUUGUUCUACAAGGUGGACAUCAAGUUUAAAGAAUACAGGAAGAACUUCUGGUGCUUCUGCUACAAACUUAAGAAAACCAGAGCCUUGGUUGCAAAGAAGGGCCAUUUUGCAGAGGGGCCGAAGUCCUGUAUCAGAGACUCCCAACGUGGCUAG
Molecule: messenger RNA, 941 nt
Organism: Lingula anatina
Lineage: Eukaryota; Metazoa; Brachiopoda; Lingulata; Lingulida; Lingulidae
Source: RefSeq, a predicted model, not a curated record